AUGGCAGUGGCACGACCGCGCGGUCCUGUCGUUUCAUUGACAAAGGCAUCUCUGCCAUCGGGUCAGACCAGUCUCCAUGGCCGAACCAUACUCCUAGAGAAGCUUGAAUCAAAACACGUUAAAGACCUCUUCAAUCUUGUUGGCGGUGAUAAUCCUGCCCGCACGUCUCUGUGGGAUUACAUGGGCGAUGGACCAUACCCUCAGCUAGAUGCAUUCGAAAAAGCCGUCGCUUCUAAGUCGGCUUCCCUGGAUCCGUUCUUCUUUGCGAUCAUCGACAAGCGCAGCACUAUGCCCACGUUCGAGAAAGCAAUUGGAUACAUGUCCCUUAUGCGAAUUAUCCCGGAGCAAUUGUGCAUUGAAAUCGGCAAUGUGAUGUUCUCAUCUGCUCUUCAACGCACCGUUGGAGCAACGGAGGCGUUUUAUCUUCUGGCGCGACAUGCCUUUGAUGAUCUGGGAUACCGCCGGCUGGAGUGGAAGUGCGACUCACUUAACGCACCCUCACGGCGAUCGGCUCUACGAUUGGGCCAUACGUUUGAGGGAAUAUUCAGACAACAUAUGAUCGUGAAAGGACGGAGCCGAGAUACAGCUUGGUUUUCGAUUUUGAAAGAGGAGUGGCAGGGGAGUAUAGCGGGGGCAAUGAAGAUGUGGCUGGACGAGAGAAAUUUCCGCGAGGAUGGAAGCCAAAUCAAGGCACUCCAGGAUUUUAGAACGAGUCCUACAAGAUGA
Molecule: messenger RNA, 726 nt
Organism: Penicillium atrosanguineum
Lineage: Eukaryota; Fungi; Ascomycota; Eurotiomycetes; Eurotiales; Aspergillaceae
Product: GNAT family N-acetyltransferase
Exons: 1
Coding region: 1-726 (241 amino acids)
Molecular function (GO): protein N-terminal-serine acetyltransferase activity; protein-N-terminal-alanine acetyltransferase activity
Source: RefSeq, a predicted model, not a curated record